This is a messenger RNA of Magallana angulata, 4241 nucleotides long. RefSeq lists its product as uncharacterized. Gene Ontology annotation, molecular function: N-acetylglucosamine 6-O-sulfotransferase activity. The transcript has 5 exons. Gene Ontology annotation, biological process: N-acetylglucosamine metabolic process; sulfur compound metabolic process. NCBI's taxonomy places the organism in Eukaryota, Metazoa, Mollusca, Bivalvia, Ostreida, Ostreidae. The record is from RefSeq and is a predicted model, not a curated record. Bases 1757 to 3802 code for a protein of 681 amino acids.
CCUAUGGGCGUUAACGUUUAUAUGACUAUGGAGUGCUCAGUGGCACAACUACGGUAAAAGUCUUUUAUCAUGACUCUUCAUCACGAGUUAUCUCUCUUGUCAGUAGUAAGAAGGAAAAUGUACCGUAAAGGAAAAUAAUUUCCAAGAACUGUAACAGAGUACCUGUUCUUUGUUUAUAUAAUUUUAUAUUCAUUCUACAUGAAUCCAAAUGUACUAUUAUUUAUGAAAUAUUAAUCAAUAGAAAAACUGCAUUUGUAUGAAAAAACAAACUGAUUUCAAUUUUUGGGGGGAGGUGAUUAAAAAUGAUAUUGUUUGCUGCCGGAGGUACAUAUAAUAUUUAAUUGGAGAAUUUUGUGAACCUAAGAAAACAUUGGUUUUGCGAGGAGAAACCAUUUUGAAAGUAACCGUCGCUUCAACGUAGCAUACAACAUACACACAUUGUACUGAAUGCUAUGUGUAUAAAAUGUGUAUAGAAUCUUAUUUUAUUUUUAAAUGCCGUCAUGUCUACAUCUUCUGAAUCUAGGUUAUUUACAAUAAGAUUGUAAAAUUCCUUGUGUCAGUGGCUUCAUUAUUUUUGCACCCGGAAUGAUAAAGAAUUAUGGCAAAUUCUAUAAUGAGUAUGAACAAAUUGAUUUUGCACAGUCAAUAUUUUUGUUAACAUCAAUCGGAGAUAUGUAAUAAAACUGAUUUACAAAUAAGCAAGUUUUUUUUCUGAAUAAUAUUUAAAAUAUGGAAUAUAUUUAGUAAAGAGAUUAAUGAGAUAAGGUCAACAUCAUUAAGUCAGUUUCAUAUAUUAUUCUCGAAAAAAUCGCAAUUUUCAAAAAAGGUCGUACACGUGAAUUAAAAACCUCACGUAAUUUAUAAUAAUGUCACGCUAACACCAUUAAGAGCAAGUUAUAUUCAUAAGACGUUCAUCAGUUUGUUUGUUUUUGUUCCGUUCUAUAAAUUAAGGCUCCAGAUGUCCCGUUCUAUCUUAGCCUAUAGAUAGCUUUAAUUCCUCCUACUGCUGUUAACGUUUCUGUCCAACUGAAUAACUUAAUUAUUUUGCUAUUUUAUUUUAUUAUAAUUAUGAUUAUUUUUUUUUUUUUUUUUUUUUUGCUUUUUAGAAUUAGCCCCUUCUACCACACACUUCGAAAAUUUUCUUUACCGGUUUGAUUCUAACAGAAAUCGAAUUUUAGGUUUUGAUUAAUUUUAAUAUCACCUGCUCCAAAAUAUGUCCGAAACAUGUACAUGUAGCUAUAAAUGAAAUAAUAAACAUACACAGGAAUGAUAGAACAUCCUGUCAAUGUUAUAUUGUUUAUGUCGAACAAUUUGACACUGUCCGGUUGUCAAAACGCACGAGACGGAGAAAACGGGCAUCUCUAUGGAACAAUGACCAUAUUUAUUGUAUGUCAUAACCCCUACUUCCUACCCCCCCCCCCCCCCUUUCCUAUUCCAGAAAUGGCCGAAUGCAUAUUUUAUUUUUGUCCAACUCUAUGAUAAAUUUAACUUUAUUGUAAGAUUAUUAUUUCGUAUUAUUACGUGCCCGAUCCAUUUUAAUUUUACUGCUACCUUGUUAAGUCGUGUAAAUUAUAAUGAAAUAUUUGUAUGCUCCGCCGAGUUUUAUCGCACAAUGCUGUCGAACGCUGUCCUAGCAUUGUGGUUUUUGAGGGUCGGUGUUGGCAUGUGAAUACAGCUUUACUGUUUCCUUGAAUAUAGUCUCCGCUACAACGCCCAAUACAUUAUGCAGAGUGACCCCUGAAAUAACCCAGAAACAAUGAGAUUGACCUUCAGACGAACAACAUACACCUGUGUUUCCUUGAUGACAUGCCUUGUACUCUAUAAAACAUUGAAGGAAGACUUUGACGUAAGAAACAAAGAUGUGAAGGAUUCUAAUAAGCCCCAGAAAACUAAACAUGGUUCAUCAAAGAACUUUGAGACGAACUACAAAAAAGAAGACACGGACCAAAACGGAUUUCCAAUAUCAGGGUCAUACAGUGAUAUAGACAAUCUGAAAGACAAUUUUAUUAUGAAGUCGAGAUUAAAUUCAAACAGUGAAAAAGAUUUCAAGAUACACUCAAAAUUCCUUAAAAAACAGACAUUUAAAAUGACUAAUGAUAUAAUUUUACCCGACAAGGCCUGGAAUGGACUCGGAAAUGUUCCAAAAAUAAAUGUCCUUCCGGAUGUAAAUUUUAUUCCGGAUAUUUAUGUUAAGAGAAAUGCGUUUUAUCCAAUAUAUAAGCCGGCACCAGUUCCAAAACAGCAGAUAAUGCCGGAAAGAUUUCAGAAUGUCCCUCCCGUGAAUUCGUGGAAUUCUUUCAUUGGACAAAACAAAAAUAUCCUCCCUGGUCCACCGCGUGAAAUCAACAAAAAUAUGGUCCUCAUGCCUCUACCGGGCAAACUAGAUCUCCCAAUUGUGAACAAGGCACCGCUCAACGUUCGACAUUCGAACCCGUAUCCAAUAGAAGGCAAUUUACACUUGAAGACUCAGCGCUCGAACCCGAAUCUUGUAGCACACAAUUUACCACUGAAGUCUCCGUUUGCUAUGAAAGUGGCUGAUAGAAGAAUGGGUAUAAUACCACAGAAUCCCUUGCCCGCAGGUUUAAAGCAAAACGUGGUUGAAAUCUUUCCAAGAAAGAACGAACCGAUCAGAGUGAACAUGUACAUGGACCACAAAGGAAACGUGUCGUACCACCACGUGAACUUGCUGUGGGAGGACGGUCAGGGGAGACCAUCCGCCCCGAUAAAACACAACAAUAUCAAGCAGGUAGAUGAGGCGCAGACUCUGACAAAGGAAGACGAGGUAAAGUAUACGUUGAUUAUGACGUAUAUGAGGAGCGGAUCCACCAUUACUUCUCGCCUCCUGAAGACCAACGAUACUUUCUUUUUCUUUGAGCCGUUCCAGGGUCUUCUUCGGGACCACAGGACCAACCAACACGUCUGCUACCCUCACGGAUACUGCAGGAAACCCGAUGGAUUCUGGGAAAGUUCAAACGGUACAGUUCUCCUUAUCAAGAAUCUCUUAAGCUGUAACUUCAUGGAUGUUCCCGUUGGAGCCAUUGAGCCAUUACGAACAUUCUCAGCUAGCAGCUAUCAGCAAGAGUUCAAGAGUUGUUUUCCUGUUAAUAAAACGGACUGGAACCACAGACUAUACACAUUGUCGGAAUACCCCGAACAAUACAACAAAACAUGCAUAGAGAGGCUUCAACAGCUCUGUUUACAGUCAUCUCACCGUUUAAUAAAGACUAUAAGAAUGCCAGGAUCAUUUGCAGAAAUGUUUUUGAGCUAUAUUCCGAAUUUGAAAAUUGUUCAUUUAGUACGAGACCCUAGAGGUAUACUGAACUCAAGGGCGCAGGCCCAUUUAAUCAAAUAUGAAGACAAAGAAAUAAGUAUUGUUUCUAAUCACCUGUGCAGCAGAAUUUGGUUAGAUAUGCAAGCCAUUAAAAGACUACAGCAGGAUUAUCCGACGCGAGUGUACCACGUGACCUAUGAAUGUUUAGCUCUUUACCCAGAAGACACCGCGAGAAUGUUGUAUAAAGAUUUGUCUUUAGACUUUACUCCCGAAUUACACGAUUGGUUGCAAAUGGCUUUCAGGAGUAACGCAGAGCAAGAGUUCAGUCUCUACAAGUAUGGACAAUCCUCCAGUAUUUCACAGAACUGGAGGUCUAAUAUCCCUGUUAAUGCCAACGCAAAAAUUAAUCAAAUGUGCAUUAAGGUGUUUUUGGAAUUAGGAUUAAAGAAAUUUUCAACUAUGGCGGAUUUAAGGGAUCUGAGGAAUCCAGUGUUUCAUAACAGUCGAAGAGCCUGCUUAAAUCGUGCAUAAUAUACCAAAUAUAUAUUUGAAUUAACACUACACUUGUAUAUAUUCUUCCUUACUAUCAAAUAAUAUGUAUUUAUGUUGAUUCAUUUUAACAAGGCCUUGGGCUAUCGGUAGGAGGAAACAAUCUUCUUGCAUUCAUAAAGUUGAAAGUAACGGAAAUUGAUACAGAUUACGUCCGUACGAGCAAUAGAGUCUGGCAAAGCUUUUUGAUGUCACUGAGCCAAGAUAAUGAAAUAGACAGGCCUACGUCAUAUUGCUGUCUGACACAGCUACCCUAAGUCCAAGGUCUUAUUAAAAGUGUCUCAAUUUUGUGACUUCCAAAUGUCUCAUUUUUCAAAUAAAAAAAUCCGAAAAGAUCUUUCAAAUGAUUGUGAGACGGUAAUUUCAAACAUUAAUCCAUUUAUUAUAAGUGCAAAUGUAACAGCUUAACUGUUAUGAACAA